Menidia menidia (Atlantic silverside) is the source of this 2832-nucleotide messenger RNA. The record is from the annotation of a GenBank genome assembly. NCBI's taxonomy places the organism in Eukaryota, Metazoa, Chordata, Actinopteri, Atheriniformes, Atherinopsidae.
AGGAGGGUUCUUGAUUCCGUAUCUCAUCAUGCUGCUUCUGGAGGGAGUCCCCUUGUUCUAUAUGGAGCUCGCCAUUGGUCAGAAGAUGCGAUUAGGCAGCAUUGGAGCAUGGUCUGCCAUCAGCCCAUAUCUGGGAGGUGUUGGUCUCGCUAGUGUGAUGACAUCCUUGUACCUAUGUCUAUAUUACAACAUCAUCAAUGCAUGGAGUUUUUGGUACCUCUUCCAGUCCUUCCAAUCAGUCUUGCCCUGGGCAGUUUGUCCAAUAAACUCCAACAAAACAGGACCUAUAGAGGAAUGUGAAAAGGCUACACCUACCCAGUACUUCUUCUACAGGGAAACACUGAAUAUCUCCUCCUCCAUUGAGGAAAAUGGAGGUAUUCAUACUGGUCAGGCGCUGUGCCUGCUGCUGGCAUGGGUGAUUACGUACCUGUUCAUUAUCCGGGGAGUCAAGUCAACUGGAAAGGUUGUGUACUUUACUGCCACAUUUCCUUAUGUGGUUCUCUUUAUCUACCUGAUUCGGGGGAUUACUCUGCAUGGAGCAGUCAACGGUAUCAAGUACAUGUUCACACCAAAGAUGGAACAACUUGCCAAUCCUACUACUUGGAUCAAUGCGGCCACUCAGAUCUUCUUCUCACUGGGUUUGGGUUUUGGGUCCCUGAUAGCCUUUUCCAGCUACAACCAGUACCACAACAACUUUGAGCGCCAGGCCAUCAUUGUGUCUCUCAUCAACAGUGGAACUUCCAUCUUUGCCAGCAUUGUCACCUUUGCUAUCUAUGGAUUCAAGGCUACUGUCAACUAUGAGAAUUGCCUGGACAGGACUCGCCUAUUGCUGCUGAACACCUUCAGUCUGGCUGAAGAUAGCAUCAGUCAAGACACGGUCUUUGAGUGGAUAGAGAGGCUGAACUCAACAUACCCGCAGCAGUUCGCUGAGAUCUCCGGCCAGCUGGAGGACUGCAACCUCGAGGGUGAACUAAACACUGCUGUGGAGGGGGCAGGUCUGGCUUUCAUAGUGUACAGUGAGGCCAUUAAGAACAUGCCUUUGUCUCAGUUCUGGUCUGUGCUGUACUUCUUCAUGCUCCUGCUGCUGGGAAUGGGGAGCAUGCUUGGCAACGUCACAGCCAUCAUCACCCCACUGCGCGACUUCAAAAUCAUCUCCCGCCUGAGUACUGAGCUCUGUAACGGGAUAGUGUGUGUGUUCUGCCUGCUGCUUGGCCUGGGCUUCACCACCACAUCCGGGAAUUACUGGUUUACCAUGUUUAACGACUACGGAGCCACUUUCUCGCUGCUGUUUAUCGUCCUGAUCGAGGUCAUCUCAGUCAGCUACAUCUAUGGAAUUAAAAGGUUUGAAAAAGACAUAGAGGACAUGCUUGGUCAUCGUCCCAGCUGGUUCUGGAAGAUUAUGUGGGCAGGAGUGAGUCCCCUUCUACUUAUUGGCCUCUUCCUAUUCUAUAUUGUCAACUACAUCCAGGGAGGGACGCCCACCUACCAAGCGUGGGACAAAGAUCUGGGUAAAUCAGUUAAGGUGGAGUACCCUAUCUUUGGCCAAGUCUUCAUUGGGCUGCUGCUGGUGUCAUCAGUGAGCUGCAUACCCCUCACAGCUCUCUAUGCCUUCUGUCAAAAGAGAAGAUACGGGAAUCACCACAAGCAGCAGCAAACUGUCAGCACAGUUACUCCUUAGUGACCAGACUUAGUGCCGAGGACUGACCUCCUGCCAUGAUGCUCCAUCACCCGUCCUACACCUCAUCUUGUCUGUGGCCACCAGACAAACAGCACCAGUGUAUAUCUGAAGACUCCUAUAUGAAGAAGUACAAAAGUUUGACUAGUCAGACAUUGUUUAAAAACCUAUUCCAACAUAUAGCUUUACAUAUACAUAAGUUAAUUGAAAUUGGAGUAGGAUAAUAAGUGGUCGAAUGUAGAUUUUUAGCUUCCACGAUGAGCUUUCAAAUGUAGCGGUUGAUAACCUUUUUAUAAUAUCUUAAGCUUUGUAAAGAAGUCAUGCUGCUUCACAUUCAGACUAAAAUGUUCAUUUUCCUGAAUGAGCCACACCAUGAAUGGAUUAAUCAGUGAAGAGUGUUUCUAAAACUGAAAUUGAACAGUUAGAUUGUAACAGCACUGGGUGUCACUGGCAUCUGUCUGUUGACAGUUUUCAGUGGAACGUGAGAAAAAGAGGAGCUUGUUUCACUAUCACCAAAACAAUAUAUAUUUUUAAAGGACAAAGGUCUUUUGAAAUGAAUGUGGGAGCAGUUGCAAAAACUAAUCACGACUGUAUUUUGUUUCGCUUUUUGAUACCAUGAUUGAAGUGUUGUUGAAAUGAUAGUCUAUUCAUUGAAAGAUAGCUUUCUUUAUUGCAAUAAUGAGCAGAUGUAAACGUGCCGACUUUGUAAGAAGGUGUAAAAAAAUGUACUUUUCUGGCAUAAGUAUUUUUUGAUAACUAGUUUUAUAUCUAUUUUUUUAUCUCUCCUUGCUAACAGACUUUAAUCAUUAACCAAAAAGUACUAUUUUAAUCCGUAGUAGCUCUGUUACAUCAAACAUGAAUUCACAACAGAAGCCUUUCAAAUGUACAGUCUUAAAUACACUGUAGGUAUUUGUUAUCAAUAAAAAAAAUUGUCGACCAUUAAGUACUUGAUAAGAUGCUAUGAUAAUCUGUGGCAAUGAACUCCCAUUAAGAAAUAGUUAAAUGCCAAUUAUCAAUAAUACAUCAUAUCUCACGGGUCGUCAUUUGUUGUCUUUUUCAGAUUUAUGGGGAUGUGUUUUUUAUCAAAUAAAUAUUAGGCUCAUGCUUAUAAUUGUAUGUAUUCUUGUUGUUAAUAUCUUGUGAAGACCUCUUCUAGU